This is a messenger RNA of Boeremia exigua, 2095 nucleotides long. RefSeq names its product NLI interacting factor-like phosphatase-domain-containing protein. The transcript has 2 exons. The coding region runs from base 140 to 1867 and encodes 575 amino acids. Gene Ontology annotation, molecular function: phosphoprotein phosphatase activity. NCBI's taxonomy places the organism in Eukaryota, Fungi, Ascomycota, Dothideomycetes, Pleosporales, Didymellaceae. The record is from RefSeq and is a predicted model, not a curated record.
GACCGUCGUCACAGCUCGGAGCCCACGUCUUUGCACUGCACAGCAUCUGAUUGAUCGCUCUGACUGAUCGCAUCUUAGUUGAUCGCGCACAGCAGUAUCUCAUUCAUCGCGCAUCUAUUCAUCGCGCCCAUCACCCGCAAUGCUGCCCCGAGCAGCGUUCCGCGCCCUGCGCACCCGCCCGCUCGCCGCGCGCACUCCCAUCACAGCCUCGUGGACGCGCGCAUACGCCAAGGUCGGGCGGCCGCAGAGCCCGCAGAUGGUCGACGAGACCAACAAGACGCGCCCGAACCCAGUCCACCCCGCCCAGCAGCCCGAGUUCACCGAGACGACAGGCGAGCCCGCCGCCAACACAGCGCCCUCCAGCACCACACGGCCGCGCCCCGCGAGCGCCAACGAGACGGUGAACAAGGCCGCCGAGGAGUCGCCCGUCGAGUCAGCCCCCGCAGACACCGCCGCAGACUCUGCCACCACAGACGCCGCCCAAAAACCCCUGCCCGACCUGCGCUUCGGCAUCCCCUCGACCUUCGCCGCCGAGCACGACCAGGCGAAGCGCGACCCCAACGAGCCCAACCCCAGCGAGCCCCCGCCCGAGCAUGACCACCCGUCCUACGGCGGCCGCGAGCUGCCCAAGUCGGCCUACGAGACCAGCACCGACCGCCGCCGCAACCGCGUCGCCAACUGGGGCUACCUCGCCACCCUGCUGUUCGGCACCGUGGGUGCCGCCUACAUGGGCCGCCCGUGGGAGACGGACGACGAGGCCCGCGCCCACCCCGACAUCGCCAGCGACUGGACCCCGGGGCUGGUCUACGCCCGCGCCGUCGCCCGCGUCAACGGCCAAAAGGCCUACUACACCGAGCCCACCUUCCGCCAGCUGCUGCCCGACAAGGACAAGAUCCCCGGCGGCGCCCCGGAGCUGACCCUCGUGCUGUCGCUCGAGGACCUGCUGCUGCACUCGGAGUGGAGCACCAAGCACGGCUACCGCCUAGCCAAGCGCCCAGGUCUGGACUACUUCCUGCGCUACCUCAGCUCGCAGUACGAGCUGGUCAUUUUCACGUCUGUGAAGAGCAUGGACGCGGACCCCAUCAUCCGCAAGCUCGACCCCUUCCGCCUGGUCAUGUGGCCGCUGUUCCGCGAGGCCACGCGCUUCGAGAACGGCGAGUACAUCAAGGACCUCUCCUACCUCAACCGCGACCUCUCCAAAGUCAUCGUCCUCGACACCGACCCGUCCCACGUCCAACUACAGCCCGAAAACGCCAUCGUGCUGCCCAAAUGGAAAGGCGAGCCCGGUGACUCUGGCCUCGUCGCGCUAAUCCCCUUCCUCGAAUACCUCGCCAUGAUGUCGCAGACCGGCCAGCCCGUCGACGUGCGCAAAGUCCUCGAGUCCAUGAAGGGCAAGGACAUCCCCACCGAGUACGCCCGCCGCGAAGCCAAGCUGCGCGCCGCCUUCCAGGCCGACCUGGCCGCGCAAAAGUCCCAGCGCAAGAGCAGCGCGGGUGGCAUGUUUAUGAAAUCCCUUGGUCUCGACGCCGCGAAAACCCCCGGGCUGCAGCUCGGCGACCAGGAUAUUGGUGCUGGGUUGGCGCAGGGCAAGAUGAUGAUUGAUAUGUACCGCGACUUUAAUGUGCAGAACUAUCAGCACCUCGACAAGCAGAUCCGGGAGAACGGCGACCAGUGGCUCAAGGAGAUGGCCGAUGAGGAGAAGAAGAUGCAGGAGGCCGCGGUCAAGGAUAUGAAGGCUGGCGCGUUUAGUUGGCUCGGUGCUGCGCCGCAGAGUGCGGCCGUGCCGGGGGCUGCUUCUGCGCCUGAGGCUGUUACCGCGCACGCGGGUGUGCCGCCGUCGCAGACGGGGUCGACGGGGUCGACGUAGGCGGAGGCGGAGGCGGAGGCGGAGACGGAGACGGAGAUAAAAAGACAGAGACGCAGAUCAGGUGCAGAACAGUCUCGCCACGAGCACAUGUAUGAUACCGUUUAGCAGGGCCCGAGGGCGAUGGGAGGGCCAAGGGCGCGCACAGCAAGCCCGGCGUGUAAAAAAUGUAUUUGUACAACACCAUGUGGCGCAAUACGAUGGUUAUGAUUGGAUUGCGUGGUUCCUACG